Molecule: messenger RNA, 8779 nt
Organism: Diabrotica virgifera virgifera (western corn rootworm)
Lineage: Eukaryota; Metazoa; Arthropoda; Insecta; Coleoptera; Chrysomelidae
Product: derlin-2
Exons: 5
Coding region: 123-875 (250 amino acids)
Biological process (GO): endoplasmic reticulum unfolded protein response
Cellular component (GO): Hrd1p ubiquitin ligase ERAD-L complex; endoplasmic reticulum membrane
Molecular function (GO): misfolded protein binding; ubiquitin-specific protease binding
Source: RefSeq, a predicted model, not a curated record
UUAUAAUGUGCUAUGGUCAUUGUCAAACAGGAAGAUAAGUAAAUAAUCUGAUGUGGCCAAAAAAUUAAAAUUUAGUAAACUCUAGUUUUUUUAUAAUGUCUUGAUAGAAAUUGAAUGAUAACAUGGCGUACCAGACUUUAAGGAAUGAGUACAUGAAUAUGCCCCCGGUAACGAGGGCAUAUACCACUGCUUGUGUUAUUACAACCCUAGCUGUGCAACUGGAAUUGGCCUCCCCGUUUCAACUCUAUUUUAAUCCAAUUUUAAUUGUGAAGCAAGGUCAACUAUGGAGGCUGGUAACAACAUUCCUGUUUUUUGGGACAUUUGGCUUCAACUUUUUUUUCAAUAUGAUUUUCACAUAUCGAUACUGUAGAAUGUUAGAGGAAGGUUCAUUUAGAAAUAGGACAGCUGAUUUUGUAUUGAUGUUCCUCUUUGGAGCAGCUUGCAUGAUUGGUUUUGCAUUUUUUGUUAACUUAUUAUUCUUAGGGCAGGCGUUUACAAUAAUGCUAGUGUAUGUAUGGUCUAGGCGAAACCCAUUUGUUGGAUUGAAUUUCUUUGGACUCCUGAAUUUUCAGGCGCCAUAUUUGCCGUGGAUUCUCUUGGCAUUUUCGAUAAUUUUAGGAAACGCGGUGUAUGUAGAUUUAAUGGGUAUUGCGGUAGGGCACAUAUAUUAUUUUCUGGAAGAUGUGUUUCCAAACCAAAGAGGAGGUGUCAAAAUAUUGAAAACGCCAAGUUUCAUGCGAAUACUAUUCGAUGCUCUUCCUGAAGAUGCAGACUACCAAAGAUUGCCAGAGGAAAACCCCGGCGGAUUUCAGUGGGGAAAUCAAAACGAUGUUCAAAACCAAGAAGACGCUGAUAACAACGCAGAAAAUCGAUAGAAAUAACUGACGAUCGACCUCAGAUAUUGUAACUUGCUUUAAAUAACGUUUUUAGUUGUAGACUAAGACUAGACAAUUUAUGUAUAUGCAAAACAAUUAUCGUUAUUUGUUUAACUAAUUUAUUUAAAAUACUUACAAGUUUUAGAUAUGUAGCAGAUAUUGCUUAACCUUUGAUAUUCAUAUUGCCAUCGGGUUCGUCUUACAAACUAAAUUUAAUGUGGGACAUUUUGAGACUGCAUUAAUGUUCAAGAUAUUGGGACCUACGUUGAUGUCUACUAUUGUGAUAUUUAGUAGAAAGUCAGCUCAAUAUUAGUACAUCAAUAAGCUAUACCGUAUGCAAAAUUCCUCACCCGAAACGAAUCAGAAAUGCCAACGUCGUCGAUAAAUAGUUGAAUUUUUUAUUUAUUAUUUUCGGUACUUUUGGAUUUUGUUUUUAAGUUAUUGCUUAUGCAGAUUUUUCUUAUCUUCCGUUUUGUGAGCUUAUGUUCCAUUUCCUUGUUUAUUUUACAUAAACUUUCUAUUAUCGUCAGGAGAAAAGCAUAUAUCGAUAGUUGUUCUACAUUUAUUAUAUUACGAUAGUUGAUCACUUAAAUCGCAACUAACACAUAAUUCUAUGAUAUAGUUGUUCCAUUUUAUCUUUGCCCAUGCAGCACGUUUCAUUUUCAAACAAAUUAAGUCAAAACAUAAAGUGAAACGUAUGUCGAUGUGUAUAUUCGCUAUGUGCAAGUACUUGGAGGGGAUACGAGAAACGAUCGUGCGCGAAUAGUGGAGAAAUUUUGCAACUUUCUUAAGGGCACCCAAAGUCCCAUUUAACGACAAUGUUAACAUUGUCACAUAGCUCUGUAACCAAAGCACUUAGAGACCUAAUUUUUUUUUAUUUUGAAACUACAUGUAUUUUUUAGUACCGCGUAGAUUUUUGUAAAGUUAGUGUGAAAGAAACAUUUACUUAAAAUUUUUUUAAAAUACUCUUACAAAAAAAACCCCAAAAAGUUUAGAUUUUAUUUUUUAUUUUACUUGUUUUUGUACAUUUUUCAAUAAAAAUUUACGCGGGACUUGAUAUUAUGUAUCUACAACUACUGUAAAAAUUUGGACCUUCUACCAUCUAAGGAUCCAGAGAUAUUUGACAUCAAAAGUUAAAAACCUAGUAUUCGGGAAAUCGCAGAAACAUAAAACACUCUAAUAGAAUAUAAAGCUACCGGUACACGGUAAGUUGAGUGCAGACGUUCAGAAAACAAAUAAUUUUGUAUCCAUGGUUAUUUUAUACUAUAAAUAAUUUUCAAUCAUAACCCAAAAAAGUUAAAAAAUUCAAUUUUCGGACUUUGGCUGAUCUUAUAUAAUUCAUGUUGUCAAUUGAAAUUGUCAAAUUGACGUGUAUUUCAUACCUACUGUCAUUGAAGAAGAAACAUUAUAUGUUGCUCCACAAUAUUGAUAUGAUAUGCAAUUAUUAUAUAAAAGUAAAUUUAAUUAAUUGUAUUUUGCUUGUAGUACUGCAUUUUAAUAAUUUAUUUUAUUUACUACACACAAUUGCUUACCUUUAAUAUCAUAACCUCAAUCUUACUUUCUCUUCUUAUAAUUUUUUUUGGCCAAUAUAAUUAAAGGUGCUAAAAAUGUUGCUGAGCUAUGAAACCAGGUGUCGCUUUUCCGAACUUGCACGGUCCCAAUACAUUGUGUAUACUGUAUACUAUACACAUCGACGUACAUUUCACUUUGUGUUUUGAUUUAAUUUGUUUGAAAAUGAACCAUGACGCAUGGGCAAAGAUAAAAUGGAACAACUUUAUUAAACAAUUGAAAAUAAAUAAUGCGCAAUAAUAAAUAGUGGCAAACAUUUUGGAAACUUAAAUUCUUUAAUUUUGGAAACUAAGUCAAAGCAAAAUCGACCGACCUGCUCAUGGUGGCGGUUUUUUGAAAUUUUGUAAGGACGCUUUGUGUAUGUUUAAAUGAGACAUUUAAAAAAAUGCACUUAAUCUGAUAUAAAUUCUUCACUUUCCCACAGUUUGAUUAUGUAUACAUAACCUCACUAUCGCAGUUUAUGUCAAUAAAUCUUUAUUAACGAAAAAGAAAAUAUUUUUGUUGCACUAUAAAUUACACUAUAAAUUAAUAACUAAUGAUUUCUAACAAUUGUAUUCGGUUAUUAUCACUACAAAAUAAAAUAUUCAAGUUUAACAAAAUAAUCCCAUAAGACUCGAUGUUAAAACGUCCUUACAAAAUCUGACAGCGUGUCACGUGACUGUAAAUAGAGGGAAGACGCACGGGGCGAAUACAGUAUUGCCAGUGAUGUGUUGCCAUUCACAAAUCUCAAAUUUUCGGCGUUUCGUUUGCAUCUGUUCUGUUUCCAUAUUUUAUUGAAUAAUUAUGUAAAUAUAUACAGUGAUGAGCACGCUAAUAACUGGCAAAAUAGCAGAAAAGAUGGAAAACGUAUUAAGUUGUGAGAUAAAAAGAAAUGAAACUGGUCGAGCCGGGAAAUUUAGUGAUAUUAACAUAUAAAUUUACAUUAUAUUGUUUGUUUCUCACCUUUACACGUAUCAGAGGAGUAUGUCAACUAGAACUGUCACUGUGACAGUGGUAGUUGCCAAACUCGUGCGAUACAUCUAAAGGUGGGACACAAUCAAUAUAAUGUAAAUUUAUAGGUUUUUUUUUGCAUAGACUUGGGUGUCAAUUAGCCAGUCACAACUUUUUGUUUUCUAUUCAUACGUAAAGAAGGCAACGAGGUCCUUAGAGUUCCAUAGCAAACUCUUCCACAGCUCUCUACUCAGUUCAAAAGCUGCAGGUGGCAGCUAUGGACUAUCCAAGUUGCUCACCACAUUUUUCCAUUAUACAUCUUCUUCUUCUUUUUCCAUAUGUACAUAAUAUAUCAAAUUAUCAGGAUUAAUAAAUUUAGAGGUUAUUUUAGUUUCACAGAUAAAUUUCAUUAAACAAUCAUAUAUAUUUUUGCUGUUCAGAGACAAUAGAUAGGAUAUAUUGAAAGGUGGAAAAACAUUACAUUUUAUUAAAUCUUCGAUUAAAUUAUAGCUGUGUGGAAUGUAUUUUGUGCACUCAAAGAAAGUGUGAUUCAAAUCACCUACCUUCUGACAUUCAGUACAAAGAUUUGAAUCAAAAACUUUAAUUCUUGCUAGAUGUAGAGGGAAACAUGCAUGUCCAAACUUCAUUCUGAUUAAUGUUGUUAUAUAUCUUCGAGGUACUAUAUAAUUUUUAAACCAAUAUAUAUUGGGAACAGAAGGUUGAAUCAGUGAAUACUGAGAUUUGGAUUGUUUACAAAGAUCUCGCCAUGAUUGACUCCACUGAUUUUUAACUCGAUGCUUAAUAGUGUUAACUAAAUCAGAUAUGCAACACUUACGAUUAUUUGAAGUACAUACCAUACUCAAUAGCUUUUUCAGCCAAAAUAUCAACAUAUUCAUUAUAUUUAUUAUAUAUCAAUUUAUAGGUUAAUAUCGCUAAAUUUCCCAGCUCGACUAGUUUCAUUUCUUUUUAUCUCACAACUUGUUACGUUUUCCAUCUUUUGUGCUAUUUUGCCGGUUAUUAGCGCGCUCAUCACAGUGUAGAAUGAGAAAUACAUAAAAUAUUAAGCAAAAUUAUAAAACAAUAAGAUACAAACGUAAUUGUGUUGAUAAACUAUAUAAGUCACGAUAAUGAGACGAGUGUUGCUGGAAAAACAAUAUUUUUGUAAAUUUUCCAGAAUUUUGGCCUAGUGUAGGUAUAUAUACGAAAGAUGGAAUGUAACUAAAUAUAUGAGAGACUGCCCCCAAUUAAAAAUGUCACUGCAAUAUUUUUAUACCGAUCAUAUAGCAUGAGUAAUUAGUGCAUUUUAUUGUUAGUGGAGUUUUCCUGGAAAACACAGUUGAUCUUAAAACAACAUAACUCAUAAUCUCGCAGAUCAAGAAUAUUUAAAUAUUUUUUUUCUAAAUGAAAUAUUUAGCUAACAGUAUUGUGCAGAAAUUUCUGGAAGUAGGGGUUAACAGUAAUUUCAAAAUUCUUGAAAACAUUCGUGUAGAAAACUUUCGACACAGCUAAAGUGUCCCACUUGGAAUACCAAACUGUAUAACCAUUAGAGGGAAGUUCUUUGACAGGAGAGAACAUUUUUGCAACACUGAUUCUUUCUGAUUUUUCUGAUGUUUCUCACCGAUUGGUAGGUUUAGAGGGUAGAUUUAAUAAGCUUAACGUUAAAAAAAGUUACGGCUGUUCCUGAUUCAGUUGCUCAAGUCUUUGUCAACUCAGACUGACUUAAACGUAAGUCAGUGAGUUUAGAGCAUUUCCAUUUUUUAGAAUCUUUCUAGCAAGCUGUACAUACAACUUUACGAAACAUAUCAUUUCCUUUGUUUUGAUCUGCCUUUUCAUAUUCUUAGUCAGUGGUUAAAAUUUUGACUUCUGAUAUUUUGCAUAUCUUCAAUAGAUUCAAAAUCAACACACUCUGAAGAUUCGGAAUCAACUGAAUAUGAUGAGUCCUGUUUCCAAUCCUAUGAGUACCUCCAUUUUGACACUACUGGUACAUCGUAUAUUGUAAUGAUUAGAAAAAUCAGCUAAGAGUCGUUUAAGAGUCGUUUAUAUUGCAUGUUAAACAAAAUGAACAUUCGAACGAAUCUAAACCAAGCGACAAAGAAUAUUGAAAACACUCUUAUUAGCUUUUAAAUAAAAUUUCACAUUUUUGGAUCCUCUAUGGCAGAUCAAAACGUUAAAAAUAUUCAAUCAUCAUCACUUCAAGCUUUCUGCUACAUUCUGUUGUCCCUUGCUUGAAACAGCAGAUGUAACAAUCCUAUGUUACACCGUCUAUCCAUCUUAGCUUUGGUCUGUACCGUCUUCGUAUUCACACUGGUUGCGCUGUUAAAGAAAGUGGCUAUAUAAGAAUCUCAUGCUAGAAUUUAAUCUCUCUUUAAGUUUGAACGUUGCUGAUGUGGCCAUUGUAAGACGUCGACGUAUUUGUCCAUUGUUUGUAAUAACGGAGACCAAGUAAUUGAAACCCGGCCUUGGUCCUUUCUUCCCUUCUUUCACUUUGGCCUUCUGUGCAUUAAUUUUUAGUUCACAUUUAUGAUGACUAAUGGUAUCUAGUUUGUUUAUAAAACUUUAUCUGUUGAUGAUGUUAGUAUUAAAUUCUAGUACUAAGAUUGCUGAUUUUUGGACUUCCACCCGUUGUUCCUCCUUCAUCCAUUGAGUAUGCCUGCUUUUAAUUGCUUUUGUAGGUGUAUUAGAUGGUCGGGGGUACCGAAGUCUGGGGAAGUGUACGACUAAAAUUGAUGUCAUGUGAAAUCUGACAACGACUGCAAAUGGUUAUAUUUUGUUUACACUUGCAAAAAUAAAAAACGUACAUAUAAUUUUGUAUAUGUGAAAUUACCGAUCCCCUCUUUCUCUUUUUGAAGUAAACACGUAAGGAUUAUAUGCACGUGAAUUCAUUCCAUCGUUUUUGAAUUUUUCCGAGGUAUCCAUUGUUUAGUUGAAUAUUAUUCAGGUCUUGCAAUAAUUAAAAGUUAUGCACAGUUAGUUAAAAAAUUGCAUAUUCUGCAUCUGAUAAAUUAAUAUAAUUAAAUAUUUGCUUUUUUUCUAGAGAAUUUAUUAGUUCCAAAUUAUAUUUUUAUUUACGGCAUAUAAUUCUGAAGUCAAAAUAAAUUUUUAAAAUAUUAUUAUCUCCAAGUUGAAUGGCUCUUAAAAGACUAUUCUCAAUUUGAAAAUGCAUGAUAGCACAGUUUGUAUGACAGAAGAUUACAACGAUCUUUAUAUAGAACUUACCAAAGCAAAAAAAAUAUACAACGGAUAACUUCUUGCCUUUGUUAUGUACCCCUGUACAUGACAUAAACAUAAACCUAUAUAUGUAAAUAAUCUGAGCACCCUGAUAAACUUCGAAUACAUAAAUUGCAAAGGAGCUGUCAUAAAAACUGCUAUCAAUAAUUUUCAAACGGAGUAUGAUGUAUAUUCGCACAACAAAAUUCCAAUUUAAGGUUAAAAAGACUUACACUACGGGCUUACACUACGAUCACACUGAGAACCGAAUGGAUGCUUUUGCAUUAGCAGUGUUAAUAAUUCAGUAAAAAUAAUACUAAGAAUAUUUUGGAAUUUAAAUCACUAUUAGUAUUAGUCCAAGAGGCAGCGCUGAAAAAUCUCUUUGAAUUUACUAAACCUAGAUUUUUCACAGUUGAUUACUGUGAUUGUGUAGAGAAACAUGCUGCGGUCGGUAAAGAGAAACAUAGAACAGGGGUUACUGAGAGAGUAUUAAAGUUGCUUUCCUACGAAGGUAAUUAAAUCCAUUUACUAAGGCUGAAAAUCAGUACACACAUUCUAAUUUAAAUAUAAAUAAAAGUUAUUAUAGUCGGUCAGCUGUAUGACGGGACAAAGCCGGUCGGUCGGCCCCAGUGAAUGUACAGGGUUAUUCACUAUAUUUUGACCUCCGUUGUAAACUGCUUUAUUUACAGAAUUAGAAAAAAAUGUAAAAUACAAAAGUUAUUCGAUUUUUAAAUUAUGAUUUUUUGACAUAUAUAUCGUACUAGUGACGUCAACCAUUUGGGCGUGAUGACGUAAUCGACCAUUUUUUUUAAAUGGGAAUAGGGGUCGAGUGCUAGCUCAUUUGAAAGAUUAUCCAGUUCCCUAUUCAGUAAUAUAAACAUUAACAUGAUUAAUUAUACAGGGUGUCCAAAAAAAAUUGUUUUAAUUAAAUUAAUUGUUUAAUUAAUAAUUCUUAAAAAUUUUUUUGGACACCCUGUAUAAAUAAUGAUCUUAAUCUUUAUAAUACUAUAAAGUAUAGAGAAUUAAAUAAUCUUUCAAAUGAGCUAGCACACGACCCCUAUUCUCAUUUAAAAAAAUAGUCGAUUACGUCAUCACGCCCAGAUGGAUGACGUCACUAGUACGAUAUAUGUCAAAAAAUCAUAAUUAAAAAAUCGAAUAACUUUUGUAUUUUAUUCUAAUGCUGUAAAUAAAGCAGUUUACAAGGGGGUCAAAAUAUAGUGAAUAACCCUGUACAUUCAUUGUGGCCGACUCACCGGCUCUGUCCCGUCAUACGGCUGACCGACUAUAAUAACUUUUAUUUAUAUUCAAUUUAGAAUGUGUGUACUGAUUUUCAGCCUUAGUAAAUGGAUUUAAUUACCUUCGUAGGAAAGCAACUUUGAUACCCUCUCAGUAACCCCUGUUCUACGUUUCGCUUGACCGACCGCAGUAUGUUUCUCUACACAAUCACAGUAAUCAACUGUGAAAAAUUUAGCUUUAGUAAAUUCAAAGAGAUUUUUCAGCGCUGCCUCUCCGUCUAUAUGUACUUACAAACGUUAUAAAACUAAUACAUGCGUUUAUGUCGAUUGAAAUGUGUUUAUUCAUAUCCGGUGUUUUGUUUUGAUACAAUGAUUUCCGGGCUUGUCAUUCGCGUUUUGGCAUUACCUCUUCUUGAAAUUUUGUCUGCAACAGCAUCAAUGAUAAUGCGAUAACGUUCGGAGUUGUCUACCUCAGGACACUCACUCAGUAGCCGUUCUACGUCCGUAUGAAUUGAGUGACCGUCUUUUAUGUAGUCCUCAACCGUUAACUGAGAAUUAGAAGAGUAUCCAAGAAGAAGUAAUCCUAGACCAUGGUCUAAACCUCCGGAAACCAAUGUAACAUUUGACUAAAAUUUUGGCUACGUUUAGAGACGUUUGAAAGCCAACCUUUGCAUAGGAAGAUGCAAUCUUAGUCUGAUCAUUUGUUUUGUUUGGGAUUUUAUUUUGUGAAUAUGCUGCAUAAAUAAUUAUAAUAUUGAUAUUUUUAUAAGAUAUACUGUAUCUGUGGGUCAGAUAUGUCAGUUACGUAAUAUUAAAUAAGCCAGAUGGCACUUUUACCUACAAAAUGUAUAGUGUCAAAAGUUCUAUUUCCUUAUCUUGUGAUAUAAGAGUAACGAGACAGUAGGUUUUUGUUAAUAUUUUUCCUUAUUUAUGGGUGUAAUUAUAAUAAAAUUUUUGAAUAAA